This is a messenger RNA of Salvelinus sp. IW2-2015, 1004 nucleotides long. RefSeq names its product trafficking protein particle complex subunit 2-like. Lineage: Eukaryota; Metazoa; Chordata; Actinopteri; Salmoniformes; Salmonidae. Gene Ontology annotation, cellular component: nucleus; cytoplasm; TRAPP complex. Gene Ontology annotation, biological process: endoplasmic reticulum to Golgi vesicle-mediated transport. The record is from RefSeq and is a predicted model, not a curated record.
AAAGAAGUCCUCUCCAAGUGCGAACAGUUUUGAAUUUAACGAACUUACAAUGUUAUUGUUUAUUUCCAGUCGCACAUUUAUGACCUUCAUAUUCUUUCUUUGAAAUUAGAGCUAAAUACAGAUAAAUUAAUCAACUAAUAUAUACUAUUAAAUAUAAAUGAACUAAAUAUAAUCUAACAUACACAAAGUUAAAAACUAGUUGCAAAUGUUUCACUUGUUGCAAAUGUAUUUUAGUGGUCGAUUGCACCUUUUCAUGUCGUCAUCAAAAAGUGACGGUAUUCCCCGGCAAGAAGGAGAGUUUUUUAAAUUUUUAUUGCAGAACCGUGUUGAUUGCUGGAAAGAAACAUGUCUGGCAGAUUCUAUUACGUCAUGGUUGGUCAUCAUGACAACCCAGUCUUUGAAAUGGAGUUUUUGCCUGUUGGUAAAGCUGAGUCAAAGGAUGACCACCGGCAUCUGAACCAGUUCAUUGCACAUGCAGCUCUCGACUUGGUGGAUGAAAACAUGUGGCUGUCCAAUAACAUGUACCUGAAAACUGUGGAUAAGUUCAAUGAGUGGUUUGUCUCUGCCUUUGUCACCGCAGGACAUAUGAGAUUCAUCAUGCUUCAUGAUGCACGACAAGAAGACGGAAUCAAAAACUUCUUUAAUGAUGUGUAUGAUUUAUACAUUAAGUUUGCAAUGAAUCCUUUCUAUGAAACCAAUGCUCCAAUCCGGUCAACGGCAUUUGACAGAAAAGUGCAGUUCCUUGGAAAGAAGCACCUCUUGAGCUAAUGAACCAACCUGAGUUCUGCACCUUUUUUUUAUUUUCUUCAUUGUGUUUAUCAUACACAUCAUUGGUCAACGAUCACCUGUUGGUUGUGUUUUGAUAAGUUCACUAUGGUUUACUUUCUUUAUUCUUACCAACCACAGUAUAAAAGAUAGCAUUGGGCAGUGUUUUAUAAUGAAUUAAUGGCAUGUUUGAGUGUCACCAGCUUUUUGUUGCCUAGUUUGAAAAUGGUCUGUAUGAG